AAACCGAGUUCUUAUUAAGAUUGUCAUCCAAUAUACGCCACCCUGCCCCACAGGCCACAAAAUUUCCCUCUUUUUGAAAAACCAAGUGUCAAACCAAAAUUUUUCUUUCUCAUUCUUUCAUUACUCUCAAAGCAACGGAUCCGGGCCGGAAAUUCGAAUAUGGUAUCGGACUCGGAGCUAGUUGACCGAAUCCGAGAAAUCUUGCGGACGUCGGACCUUAACGUCACCACUCCUGGCACCGUUCGUCGCCAACUCCAAGUCGAAUUUGGCGUUGAUUUGUCUGAUAGGAAGAAGUUUAUCACACAAAAAAUUGAUGACAUUCUUGAGUCCGGUGAUAUUAAUGUCACCCAAGAUGAAAAUGUAAACGAGCAGUUGGAAGAUGAUGAUGUCGGUAAAGAAGAAAAACAUGAAGAAAAUGAAGAGGAAGAGGAAGCGGAAGCGGAAGAGGAAGAGGAAGCGGAAGAGGAGGUGGAAGAGGAAGAGGAAGAGGAAGGCGAGAGUGACAACAAUAGAAGCAAGAAGAAUAAAAAAAGAUUAGAGGAUGAGGAGACAAAGGACAAGGAGACAACAAAGAAAAAGAAAGCAAAUGGUUUUACAAAAUUAUGCAGUCUUUCAACUAAGCUUCAAGAAUUUUUUGGAGUACCUGAGAUGGCUCGAACGGAGGUUGUUAAGAAUAUUUGGGCCUAUAUAAAGGAAAAUGAUUUGCAAGAUCCAAAAAACAGGCGUAAUAUAAAAUGUGAUGAGAAGCUGCGUCCCAUUUUUGGCGUUGAUACUAUCAAUAUGUUUCAGAUGAAUAAAGCUCUCUCUAAGCAUGUAUGGCCUCUAGAGUCAGAGAAAGUCGAUUCUCAGCCAUCAGAAAAGAAGCAAAAAUGUUCGAACGAUGAAGUCGGUUCUGAGCCAUCGGAAAAGAAGCAAAAACGUACAAAGGAUGAAGAUACAGAUAAAUCACAUCAAAAAGCAACUGGGACUGGUUUUAUGGCACCCCUUCAAAUGUCCGAGGCUUUGGUAAAGUUCCUUGGUACCGGUGAAUCUACCAUUAGUAGGUCAGAUGCUGUCAAGAGGAUUUGGGACUAUAUAAAGCAGAAUCAGCUCCAGGAUCCUUCUGAUAAGAGGCAAGUUUUGUGUGAUGAAAAGCUGAAAGAACUAUUUGAAGUGGAUACUUUUAGGGGAUUUGCAGUAUCAAAGCAUCUUACUGCUCAUUUGACAAAGCUAAAGAAAUGAGAUUGAGCACUGAUGUUGGAAGUAGUUCACCUAGCAAGGUUAGUGAGCAAUUUUGUCGAAGUAUUGCGUUGUUGUUUUUUGGUUUCUCUAACCCGCUUGUCGUUCAUGAAUGUAAAUUACUUUUUAUUUUGGUUAAAUAUGAAAAUCUGUAGACGUCUCUGCUCCAAGGACCGAAACUGAGACUUGCUAUGCAUUUUCUUGGAUCAUUAGCAGGAAUGCAGGAUGUAGUUAUUCGACUUGGGUUUGAUACAUUGAAUGCCAUAACGGCUCGUGAAAUUUUUGUGUAAUUUUUCAAAGAAACUCACAUGUGAAGGAUAUUAUGCUUGUUUAACUUAAAAAAAGAAAUUGAAAUUGGGUGAGGGAUGAAUUAAGUGAUA
This is a messenger RNA of Amaranthus tricolor (Joseph's coat), 1598 nucleotides long. Its product is annotated as upstream activation factor subunit spp27-like. Gene Ontology annotation, cellular component: nucleus. NCBI's taxonomy places the organism in Eukaryota, Viridiplantae, Streptophyta, Magnoliopsida, Caryophyllales, Amaranthaceae. The record is from RefSeq and is a predicted model, not a curated record. Bases 160 to 1221 code for a protein of 353 amino acids. The transcript is spliced from 7 exons.